UCCUUCAGUUUUACAAGCGGCCUCCUCCUCGGGAGCUUCGCGAAGAUCCUCUUCGAGGAAGGAUCCUCGUGGAUCCUCCUGAGAGAUCCGUAUCCCGCAGUGGCGAACCGGAGAACCUCGGUACAGGGAACCCAAGAACGGCCUCGAGCUUAAUAAUUAAAUAACACAUGAACAUCACAUUAAGUAAAGAAUAUUAAAUUAAUUCAUGCCCCUCGGUCGACUCGCAAAAUUCUAUAAAAAUGUAUAAAGAAAUUGUUUAAAUUUACCCCAUCGCUCGGUUUUACCCUUCAAGAGGGAUCUACAGAUGACGGGUCUGCAUAUUGUCCCCUUUCCGCGAUUUUGCACGAUUUACUGGGACAGUAAAUCGAGCCGAGUUAAUCAUUUCGAGGAGGCAUAAAUGUUCGGUGUUCACCUGUACAAGAGUUCGAGUCGCUACUUCGGAGAACUUAAGUGACGUGUUUGACAGUGAGAUCGAGUCGUGAGGGGGCUUGAAUUAUACAGUAUUAAAAUCUGUGACAGUCAUCGGUAUAACGAAAAGGAAAGACUAGAAAAAGACUUAAGGCAAAGAGCGAAGACCCCGAGAAAUCACGAUACUGUCGUCCACGCCGCCCAAGAAAUCGGUCGCAGAAAAGUCCACAGCGUGCAGAAAUCGCUCCAGAUAUAAGCUCUGUUUAUUAAGUAUUUAACAAGAGGAAUUAAAUCUAGAAACAAAAAAAAGAAAAUGUUUUGGUCGUCGGAACCGGACGAGGAGGAGGAGGCGCUCUUGUGCAGUCCCGCGUUGAUGGCGAGAAGGGCUUCGGAGUCAUGGAUCGUGGCACCUCCUGUCGAGGCAAUGCCGGUGGCGGCGAUGCCGUUGCAACGGAAGAAGUCACUGCCGGAUGUGGCUCAGCCAAUCCAGUUGACAGCGACCGCGCCAUUGUCCAGAGAGGAAGUCAGCGUCCUGAGCAGCAUGAGGCGCGAGGAGAUCCGCCGGCAAAUCGACGAAAGCGAGAGGCUUAGGGCGAACCCUCUGCUAUACCUUGUCAGUCCUCAGGUUAAAGACUGGUUCUCAAGGCAGCAGCUAGUGAUGCUGGUGCUAUUUAUCAACAUAUCGCUGGCGUUGAUGUUCUUCAAGUUGCUGACGUAGCAGCCAGCCGUCAUCGGAGCCAGAGGUCCACUUUUGGACGUAACUUGAGAAACUUGGGCUCGUUCUCGAACGAGAUGAGAAAGAUUCGCCGAGCGAGCUCGAAAAUGAAGGGCGAGGCCUUUCAAGGAUUUUUCGAACGACGAUCCCGAUUUCGGGGGUCGAGGGAUUUUACCGGGAAAGAGGCGCUGUCGCACCUCGCCGACUCAAUGGAAAUGGCCGGAGAGACGACCUCUCUUCUCCCUUUUGGACUAUUCUUCGAUGAAUUUUCCUCCUACGCGCACUCACGCGCAGCCGGUCUCUACUCCUCGGAAAAUGUCGGCUAGCGCGCCGACCUGCCGUACUAUUUUUACACCGUGUAUUUUAAUAAGACUUUCUUGGGCGAACCCUCAAGUCGGCGAUGGCGAAAAGAGCGAAGCCUGCACGACGCGUUUUUUACCGUACAGCUUAUGGAAAUAGAGACAGUCUAGUGAAAAUGUGUCCAUAAAAAAGGCAGACAGGUAUCUUCUGUAUAGUUUUUCUUUUUUUCCUUUUUUUAACGUGCUUGCAAGCGUGAACUGUGUCGGGGACUCGUUCACAAAAUUGUUCACGAUGUUGUUUAAGCUUCGCGUGGAGACGGAAGAUCCCUCCACUGAUUCUCCACUGGACACUGGAACGUAUAAACAGGUUAUAGCAAUUUUUCUUCUCCAUUUCUGUAAGCUCUAUGGUUUUUAUUAGCACUCGAAGAGACCAUUAUCUUUCCCCAUAGACGACCAAGAUUAAGUAGGGUUUUAUCACUCUUCGAUCCUUUUUAAGCAGUCUCAUUAGGCUCGGGGACAGGUCCUAGACCGUGCGGUUGAAAUUAGUACGUUCCAUGAACGACAUUUUCUAAUUCUGUGUACAUGUACGUAUAUUCUAGUCGACAGAGGAAGGAUUAGAUCUUGUUCACCGAACUCUACGGUCGAAUGCUUGUUUUCGAAAAAUUCGUGCGAGACUGUUUGCUACACCUGAAAUUGAUGAACAUUUUUGAGGACACGUAUCGAAAAUAUGGCUCGAAAUUCCGGUGGUCCAUGUUGACUUGUCUUUAGGGGAGAUCAUGUAAAAAAAAAAAAGAAUUGGAGCUCUAGUCUAUCUGGAGCAUUGUUUAACUGUCCACUGCACGUUCGUUCUCGUGCACCUUAUCACUAGCUAUCAGGGCCGGUAGGGGGUUCGCCAUUGAACAUAUUAAAUAUAUAUCAAGGUAAAUAACGUUUAUUACUCGACAUGGGGUCGCUGCUUUGAGUAAAAAGGGAUUCUCGUUAUUUAGCUACCCACUUAAGGGAGAUUCUUGUAAAUAAAGAUUAAGCUACAUUUUCAACAAUUGUUGCAGUCGGUCCUCGUGUACACACAAGAGGGCGAUCGAUGGGAUCUUUCAGCCCGAGGGAAGUGUCGAGGCACACGACGAAGUCCUUUUUAUCAAGAAAAAAUUAAGGCUAUGCGAAAGGCACCUGAUAGUUAUUUCAAUCGUUCCUGAAACUUCUCCGAGCUGGGUGUACCGAAUCGUUGUAAAGUUUCAAAUUUUUCGGUACACCCAGUUAAGAGAAAACUUUCAUAAAUGAGACCUCCGACGGCACUUUCAUAUCGCCUUAAAUAGUCAAUGAUCGAAGGAUGGGGAAUAAAAAUCCUUGCCGAGUAGUCAGGAAGAGGGACACUCGCAGUUUAGGAGGGGCGAAAAUCGAACGAAGAGGAUCCUUAUGCUAAUUUAUUGCUUAAUUACGAACUCGCGGUACCACGUGCCUUCUGUGCCUUUCAAUCGGGUACCGAGAAAGAGGAAAUACCGCGAGAAAGAGAGAGAAUAGAUUUUCCUACACUCGCGGGGAAUUUCCCUCCGCGACUUUUAUCGCCGUUUCUGUAUCGGCGCUCCGUUUAAAAAACGCGUCUUAUCACUCGCGCGCUUACUCGGAUUAUCCGGGAAAAUUCGACGCGAGGUUGUAAUUAAUGUUUCCCAUAAUCGUCUCAAGAUGGACCAAUUAAUUGAAUCAGCGCCGACGAAUUCGCAUCCUUUCUCGCGACAUCGGCCCCCUUAUCAUCGCGGUUAGUAAAGAAAUCUCCAUGUCUCUAAAAAUACUUGAUAAUAGUCUCUCGACAGGUACGACGAGGUAAUGAUAAAACUAGCUCGCCUUGGAUAGCACGUUGAACGAGUCGAAUUUUUUAUUAAAAAAAUUAACAAGGUCUUGUGAAACGUCAUUUUAUGACCAUGGUCGGUAUCUUCGGGAUGUAUCUCUGGAUUACCGAAUUUUAUCGAUAGUUUUUCUCGCCAUUCUAAAGUCAGGUUAAUAAACCGCCGAAAGCGCGACAAUUGAGCAACGAUCAGCUGAUCAGCUGAUCGCUGCAUCGUAAACCACUUCGCCUUAAUAAUUUAUGUCUUUUUUCGCCUUUCCUUUUAUUGCCUCGCAAAAAAGACUGCGAAUCGUCGGUUCCGAUUCCGAGGUGCUUUAGCGUCAGAUUUUCUUUUCUUUUUUUUUUUCGGGAAAAUGGCGAAUCGACGACUUCGAGCGCGUUACGAUAUGUAAAAUGGACGUGUCUCGAAAGAGUUGUAUUCUUCGAGAGGUUCGGCCAGCUUUUCCCUCUGUCCAAGAAUUUCGGACCUACGUAGGCAUAGGACGACAGGGUUAAUUUCAGGGAGAGGAGUGAAAGCAUGAAAGAACGACUUUCGAUCGCGAUUUUUGACAGAGAAUGAGAGAGAGAGAGAGAGAGAGGGAGGUCGAGGCACCUGUACAGUGACUAGACGAAGAAGGCUUAAUAAAUAUGCGAGGCGGAAACGUAAGGGCUGCAAUUUUGUAGCCACGCGGGGAGAAAUGGAAUUUGGAAUAUUUAUUACAUGCUUUUAAAUGUAUUUGGCGCGAAACUCUACCGAGUUUCCUUAUCUGAAUCCGCUACGGGAUGAAAAUCCCAACUCGCGUCGAUUUUCCCAACAUGGCGGAUUACGAGAGGCGACGUGAAUAAAUUUCACUGAAAAUUUUGGGCACCCUCCCCAGUGCCAAAAGUCAUUUCUCUCCGUGCAAGCACACAUCCAUUUACACGGGAAAACAUAUUAUAUAUAUAUUGCAAUUACUAUUAUAAAAAAGAUUACUUGGACACCGCGUUAGGCCGAUGGAGGUGGAUUUGAUAUUCAAGUAACUUUUCUUCGAACGGGGAAUCGGGUGGAGAAGGUCAGGGUCGGAGGGGGGAGGAGGAGAGUAUGUAUAUGAAGGUAUACAUAUGUAUAAGGUUCACGUGGCGAGAGUUAACGUUAAACUGUUGCGUACGUCUUAUCACGGGAGUCAUAUCACCGAGUCAAAUUAAUUUUCGCGCGUACACAUAUGUAUGUAUAUAAAUAUAAAUAUAUACAUACAUGUAUACAAGUCACCCGAGAAGGUGAAAAAAAAGAAACGCGCCUCGAGUUCGCGCAUGCGAAUGCAAAUCGGGGUUAUUUAUCGUGCAAACUCGGUUAACUCUCCGGAUAUCGAUUGUUAUCGCAGUAAGCGCCGUAAUCUCUUAUCCACACAUCUGUACAUAGCGUUGGCGAGAGCAAUUGUCGAAUUGUUUGUCAACUAUGCGGACAUUAACAGUAGUACGCAAGGUGCACGCGCAUGCGCGAGGUCGAGUCGGGCCGCUUAAUAUAUAUGUAUAUAUAUAUGCAUAUAUAUGUGAAUAAAUCUAUAGACACGUUAAUUGUUAUCUCCUGGCUAUCAUUAAAGCUAGUCUAUACAUAUACAUAUAUAUAUAUAUCUCGUUACGAAUGUACAUUAUUAUUGAUAUUAUUGCCGUUACUAUUGCCGCAUCGCCAGUCAUUGUUCGUAUUAUUUUAUUAUGAUUACUACAGUUACGACUAUGAUUAAUGUUAUUAUUAUCGGUAUCAUAAUCUCGGUUUUGGUAACCGACGUCGCCAUGUCACAUCUGCACGAAGGAAAGGCGGAAACCGGCGAAGGAACGGAGAGGUCAGUCAUCGUUUGUUGACUCGAGAGAAAGAGAGAGAGAGAGAGGAAGCAGUGAUUCAAUAAAACUCGUAUCACAUAA
Orussus abietinus is the source of this 5140-nucleotide messenger RNA. RefSeq lists its product as uncharacterized. The record is from RefSeq and is a predicted model, not a curated record. Bases 722 to 1126 code for a protein of 134 amino acids. The transcript has 4 exons. Lineage: Eukaryota; Metazoa; Arthropoda; Insecta; Hymenoptera; Orussidae.